AUGACACUGGUUUCUAAUAUUUCAAGUUUACGCACUGUGGACAUUUCCACUGUUUUUGGUGUUAAGCAAAUUGACAACAAUAGAUAUAGAGGGGUUAAUCCAUUACAAAAACAAGGCAGACAAUUCCGUGGAGUAUAUGGAGGUAAUUUAGUUGCACAAUCGGUGAUUGUUGCUAUUAGAUCAGUUCCAGAAGGUUUCCAACCUAAUUCCGUUCACGCUUAUUUUGUAAGAGCAGUUAGUGAUGAAACUCCAAUUGAAUGGGAAGUUGAUGAAACAAGCACAGGAAGAACAUUUGCUAAUAGAAUGAUUCGUGGAUUACAAAAUAAAAAAGUGGUUUUCACCUCAAAUAUUUCUUUAACAAGGAAAAAUUCCAAUGCUGAAGUGAUUAAAAAAACUGGUAAACCAUCAUUACAAUUCCAAAGAAAAGUUGAACCUUAUUAUCAAAAACUUAGUCGUGAUGUAUCUGAAUGUAAAACUAUUAUCAUGAAUCCACAUACACAUAUUGCUGUGAGAUCAUUUCCAGAAAUAUGUUCAAGAGAUGUUUUUUCCUUUUUGAUUCGAUAUGGUGACGAAAAUGAAAGGAUUGUGGGCAUGACAAGGGAUUAUCAAUACGCUGCAUUAGCAGCAGUAACUGAUUGGUUCAGACUACGUUAUUAUUUUGAGAAUAUGGGAGUUGAAGUAGAAAGUUCAUUUGAUGUGUCAUUAGAUCAUAGUAUUUAUUUCCAUGAUAGCGGAUUUGAUGCUACAAAGUAUUUGAUUUACUCACUUAAAGUGACUAGAUUAAGUCAUGAUAGAGUAUUAUUCUAUGGUCAAGUUUAUACCCAGAAUGGUGUACAUGUUGCGAGUGUGUCACAAGAGCGUUUAUUUGUCAUUAAGAAUAAACCAAAGUUUUAA
This is a messenger RNA of Candida tropicalis MYA-3404, 894 nucleotides long. RefSeq lists its product as uncharacterized. NCBI's taxonomy places the organism in Eukaryota, Fungi, Ascomycota, Pichiomycetes, Serinales, Debaryomycetaceae. Bases 1 to 894 code for a protein of 297 amino acids. Gene Ontology annotation, molecular function: fatty acyl-CoA hydrolase activity. Gene Ontology annotation, cellular component: peroxisomal matrix. The record is from RefSeq and is a predicted model, not a curated record. The transcript has a single exon. Gene Ontology annotation, biological process: fatty acid catabolic process; acyl-CoA metabolic process.